Phycomyces blakesleeanus NRRL 1555(-) is the source of this 1344-nucleotide messenger RNA. RefSeq lists its product as hypothetical. The record is from RefSeq and is a predicted model, not a curated record. NCBI's taxonomy places the organism in Eukaryota, Fungi, Mucoromycota, Mucoromycetes, Mucorales, Phycomycetaceae. The annotation marks the transcript as partial. Gene Ontology annotation, biological process: carbohydrate metabolic process. Gene Ontology annotation, molecular function: hydrolase activity, acting on carbon-nitrogen (but not peptide) bonds. The transcript is spliced from 9 exons.
GAAGGCGCUAGUGUACCAACCACCUCAACUGCCGCCACCUCCUCUUAUUCUUGCGACCCCAAUACUUGCAAAGCACCUACCUGUAUGUGCGCAUCCCAGAGUCCACCCGGAGGACUUUCUCCCAAAGACGUUCCCCAAAUGGUGGUCGUAACUUUUGAUGACUCUAUUCAAGAUUCUCUUUACCAAACAGCAAAAAAGAUGUUGAGCACAACAAAACCUUUUGGUUUGAUUCUAAUUCAAUGUUAUAGGUACGUCUCUAUGGAAUAUACCGAUUUCUCGCUCGUCCAGCAGUGGUAUGCAAGUGGAAACGAAAUCGCAGACCACACUUAUUCCCAUGUUGGAUCCCCCUCUGCCAAGGAAAUCUCGAGCUGCAAGUCAAUGCUCAAUACUUAUGGUGGUAUUCCCAAAGGAAAGAUUCAAGGCUUCCGUGCUCCAUUCUUGAACUACACCAAGGAAACGCUGAGCAACAUUGCUGAGCAAAGCUUCUUGUAUGACUCGAGUGCUAGUGGAGUUACUGAUGACGCUUAUUGGCCCUACACACUUGACAAUGGUAUGGCCAACGAUUGCUGGACCGGCAUCUGCGCAUCCGGACAGGUUAAACUUCCGGGUGUGUGGGAAGUUCCCAUGUACGCUGUUCUUGAUAACAAGAGCAUUCCUCAGCUUAUGGAUGUUUAUCUUGCCGGAGAACCACAAGAUGUAACUCAAUGGAGCUUGGAUGCCUUUAACAAGAAGUAUGAAGGAAACAGACAGCCAUUUGGUAUCUACGUCCACCCUACUCAUUUGACUACAUACCCAGGUCUCCCAGAUCCCAAGCCAAUGUUAGACGGUGUACUCAGCUUCCUCCAGACUAUUGCCGCAAAGCCCGACGUCUGGUUUGUCACUAACCAGCAGCUUCUCCAAUGGAUGAAGAAUCCAGUCAAGGCCUCUGAAUUCGGUCAGCAAGAUUACAUGAAGUGUCAACAGCCAGUUAUUGCAAAGGAAAUCUGCAAUGGUCUUGACGAUGAUCACAACAAUCAGAUUGAUGACAAUUUGUUGAACAACUGUAAUUUCGGAACAUCAAACUUCAAGACUUGUUUCAAUUGUCCUAAUGGUGCUCCUAGUCUGGCUGAUCCUACGCCGGCCUCGGCUGCUCAGAGCGGUUCAGCUGGUUAUAGAUAUCCCGUUCCCGAUAAUUGCGACUCUACUUGGUGGGAUCCUAUUGGUAAUGCUUGUCUCUGUACCACAACUGACUGUCAGUACAAGGAGGUCGUGGUCACCAAGCCCACAGCAAGCAAUUCAUCUGUGAACCCUCUUGGUGCAAAAGAAACCUCCACCCAAACCAUAAGCGCAGCCUCCCCCUCAUCC